This is a messenger RNA of Rhopilema esculentum, 3224 nucleotides long. NCBI's taxonomy places the organism in Eukaryota, Metazoa, Cnidaria, Scyphozoa, Rhizostomeae, Rhizostomatidae. The record is from RefSeq and is a predicted model, not a curated record.
AGCCAAUUGGAUAUACUAUAACCGUAAUGAAGAAUCACAAAGGGAUGCUAGGCAAAGAAAAAACUUCAAAGUGAAUAACUAGGUCAAUCAAUUGAAGUUAAAGAAGAAUCUAUGCUUUUAUUUAGGCUCUUUCAAAUCAUGGCAGUUUUUUGCUUAGAGACAUAAAAAAGGAUUUGAAAACAUGCAGUGCAAGAUAAAUUAAUUUCUGAGCUGUCAGAUUGAUGGAAACUUAGAAGAUCCAAUCACAACAGAACCGUUGAUUAAAAAUAUCAAUGAAAAUAAUGUUUGCAAGCGAAAACUGGCAAACGCAAAACAACAUAACAAGACAGCUGGUAUUAAUGUUUACACAUCUUUACAAUAAAGUUUGAAGAGGUUUCAACUGCAUUUCCGUGAAAACAAAUACCAGAAAGCAAUAGCAGCACGUUUUCCUGGAGAGAAAAGGUAUCCGUUGGCAGCAUUUGCAAAAAACAUUCAAGAAAGUAAACAGUGCUUGAAAAGAAAUGGGCAAAGAUCCUAACUUGUAAACUUUUGUCAAUUCCGAAUGCAGAACCACAGAGACACUGAUCUACACAUGUUUGUUACGAUUUAUUGAGCAGUUUGCACAAAAAAGUUUGCACGGAAAUGGCAGGAGGAAAGCAAGAAAUUCUGUACAAUAUUCUCGGAGUUGGAAUAGAUAUUUCAAACUUGGUGCUCAACUUUUCCCUUGUAUAUGCUUUGAAGAAGCUCAACAAACUAAGAAUCGUAUCUUAUUUGUUCAUUUUCUGGUUAAGUGUAUCAGAUUUCCUUGUUGGUGCAACUGGAUUACUUUAUCAUAUUGGAUGCAUUUUACCGAUUAAUAGCAAGAUUGCUUAUCUUCUUCAUGUACCAGUGGCGCUCUUUUUGCAUUGUUCUGGAUACCUCACAAUCACAAUCGCAAUAGACCGAUGCAUUCAUAUGAAGUUACUUAACAGAUACGGCAGUUUCAUGACAAUUCGAAAGAGCCACGUGAUUCUUGUUUUGAAUCCAAUUAAUGCAGCUGCCUCGCUUGUUUUCAAACACUUUUUUAAAGAAAUAUUUUUAUCAAUUUUCUUAAUUUUGUUUUUCUUUUUGUGCAUUGUAUACAUUUCGACGUACCUCUCAAUCAGAAAGAAUGUCAAAAAGAUUGAGCUUCAUUCUGGACUGAAGAGCACUGACUUGUCUCCACAACAUGAACAUCGCUGUGCUGAUCUUGUAAACGAUCACGACAACAUUGCAAAUGUCACGUGCACAAAUAACGUCAAUCAAUUGAAUGUUUUACCUAUCCAAGAAACACGUCUUGCAAAGCAGGAAGAGAAAGAGAAGAAAUGCUCUGCAAGAAAACAAGAUGUUGAAAUUUUUACAAUAUCAUACAAGGAAAGUAGAGAAAAAGCAGAAAAUGAUUGCCACAAGGCUGGAAUUAAGAAAAGAGAUGCAGUUGAAAAAUCGCAUUUGAACAGCAAUCGUGACACUCAAAAAGUCACUAUUACUAGGAACAGAAUGAAAAGGCCUGAAAACGAAUUUGGAAAAGCGAUGAUCUUUGUUUUAGCAGGCUUCACUGUUGCCUUUUUGCCAGUUAAUGUCAUUCGUUUGCUUCAAAUGCUGUAUCCAAAGUUGGUAGACUUUUCGUCGAUUAGAUACAUUAAUCUGCUGCCAAAUUGUUACGCAUCCUUAAACGCUGUGAUAUUUGUAAGCUUCAGCAGUGAUUUGAAGCGUUUUUUCCAGUCUCGUAUAAUUUAAAGGCAAUAAAUCUUUAUUGUGGGUUAUACGGGCAUAUGUACCUCUUUUAAAAUCUCAGCUCACGUCCCGUUUCUUAAUUUCCUUAACCUCCAUAAGACUCAAAACAAUAAAACGUUUGAUGGCUUUGUAUGUUUUAUUACCAUACUUAACAUUCACUAGCAUCUCACAUAGUUGCUUAAUUUGGAGAAUUUCACGCAAGAGUGGAUUUAUUUAACUCCCAAGCCACUUCUCAAGUUAUGAAGAACGGAUAGCGUCCCUAGAUAAUUGAUGAGAAAAGCAAUGUGCUACAAUUGUCACUUAUUUUGACUAACAAAGACUAUUACUCGCCAAAGUUCUUUAAAAGUCAAAGUGAGGAAACAAAUGCAUCUGUUCAUAUUGCAUUUGAUAUUGAUGAAGACAGAUUUUUGGAAUAAAUGAUUGGAAUUAAUGGCUAUUUACUUAUUGACUCAUUGGUGGCUUAUUAGUGACGGGUUCGGUCAUAGAGUGAUGGAGUCCUAUGAAAAAUUGCCUUCACGAAGUAUUGUUUAUUACGUUUUCAAUAUGAAGACAGAAUAUUCAUGAAAUUCAAAGUAGUAUUACGCGAAAUAAUAUUUAUUAGAUUUAAAAAUAUUAAACUGACAUCAUGGUUCGCUUACCAUUUUUCUGGCGUUCACAACUGACGUAAAAACUUAUUUGGAAGGUAGCUGUCACAAUGGGGUUGGUAGCAUUUUCUUCGGAGAAGGGAGAGGGGGGAGGGAGGGGAGAGAAGAAGAAUGUGUAUCAUCGAAACGUUGACAUUAAGUCCUGCUGAAAAUUCCAAAAAUUACAUUCAUUUCUGCCAAUCACUACUUCAGACAACAAAAUGACGUAAUGGAAGAUUAUGAACACCAGUUUGUACUUAUGGCUCAAAAAUGACCGUUUAAUUUUGUUCGAGCCUAAUCCCGUGUUCUAUCUUGUCUACUAGAUAGAAAUUAUCUUGUUGAGGGGGCAAGUCUAAAUUCCUACUGGUUAUGGCAAUCAUUCUAUCCAUUCGUCUAAACCAAUGAAAGAUGCAUUAAGUAAGCAUGCGCAUUAGUGCGAAGGCAAAAUUAACAAUCAAAGGCGCUCCACAACAUUUAAUCCAAACUGUUUUAUGUAACAGUUGCAUUUAUAAACCACAACUUAGUUAUCACUUUUCUCAUGGCAACCUUUUCUUUAAAUUUUCUUAGACUUUUUAUUUCAGACUGGCUAAUUUCCAUUAGUGCCACGAAUGUUCCUCCCACAGAAAUGUUCCUCCCACAGAGUAUAUUAUGUGGUUUAAAAAUAACGACAUUGACAUUAAUUGCGCAUGCGCAUUUGAAGCAAUGCCUUGAAUAAAGCGGCAUUCCAAACAGUUGUAAUUGUAUUUUGCUUAUACAUUAAAUCUGUCCUAAAAUAGCAAAAAGCUAAGGUUUGAAUACCAAAGUUACUUUUUACUCAUUUAUUUAUUUGUUUAUUUAUUUAUUCUUUUAUGUAUUUAUUUAUAAAUUUUU